Chelmon rostratus (copperband butterflyfish) is the source of this 2878-nucleotide messenger RNA. It is a transcript of the gene c7b, whose product is annotated as complement component 7b. Gene Ontology annotation, biological process: immune response. Lineage: Eukaryota; Metazoa; Chordata; Actinopteri; Chaetodontiformes; Chaetodontidae. The coding region runs from base 90 to 2630 and encodes 846 amino acids. Gene Ontology annotation, molecular function: protein binding. The transcript has 18 exons. The record is from RefSeq and is a predicted model, not a curated record. Gene Ontology annotation, cellular component: membrane attack complex.
UUGAUUGAUGAGAGUUUCCUCACCAUGGGAAUUCCUGAACUCUGGGUUCUGUUGAGUAAUCGCCCCCCUCCCACCAUACAGCUGAUUAUAUGACCCUGAUGGUUUCAGUGCUGGACCAGACGAGACGGCCAAAAUCAGAGGAGCACAUCAUGAAGCCAGGUGUGGUUGCAGCUCUGUUUGUCAUCUUCCUGUCUUCAGUUUGCUGUCAGCAGCCUGUAAACUGCAGAUGGGGGCCUUAUGGAGACUGGUCUGAGUGUGAUGGCUGCUCCAGUACAAAGGUGCGGACUCGCCAUGUGAGCGUGUAUGCGCAGUUUGGGGGGCUGCCAUGUCCAGGAGAAGCCACACAAACACAACCAUGUGUCCCACAGAAGAGAUGUCCCCUGGAAACGGGCUGUGGAGAGAGGUUCCGCUGCACCUCUGGUCAGUGUAUCAGCCAGUCUCUGGUGUGCAACGGGGACCAGGACUGCGAGGACGGUCUGGAUGAGAGAAGCUGUGAUCGAGACAGCAGCCAGGAGUCAUGUGACCUUGACAAAACACCUCCCAACUCGGACCUAACAGGCAGAGGGUACGAUGUGCUUACAGGCAAACUGAGAGCAGGUGUGAUCAACACUCUGAGCUUUGGAGGCCAGUGCAGGAAGGUGUUCAGUGGCGACCAUAAAGUCUAUUACAGACUGCCGCAGAACGUCCUCAGGUACAACUUUGAGGUCAAAGUAGACAAUGAAGAGAGCGAUGAAUCCUUCACGAGCUCCUGGUCCUACAUGCAGCACAUCCAGUCCAACGCCUUGGUGGGACACGAUCGGCGCACCUUCCACAAAGAGCUCACCGACAAUAAAGCCUACAGACUUAUAAUCCUGAAGAAUAAAGUGGAGCUGGCCCAGUUCCAAAACUCUGCCCCUCAGUAUCUGACCCUGGCCGAAGGUUUCUGGAAGGCCUUGUCCUCGCUGCCGCUCACGUACGAUUACUCAGCGUACCGCCAGCUGUUUCAGACGUAUGGCACACACUACCUCUCUGAGGGCUCGCUCGGAGGAGAAUAUCAAGCCUUGUUGGAGUUAGACCAACAGGCGUUCUCGUCAACCAAAACAACAGAUAUAGAGUACCAGAGGUGUUGGAGGAAGGUGAAACGUCGUUUCUUCAGGAAAAAAGUCAAGACCGUUUGUGAAAAACUGACAAAAGCGUUUUCAGCCAGCCACGCACACAAUGUGAACAACAUGCCCAUUAAGGUCAAUGUGUUCGGAGGAGAUCCGGCCUUUAUUGGUGCUCUGAGCGUUCUGGAUCUGGAAAACCCAGAAGCUAACGGACAGAUCUACGACAACUGGGCCUCAUCUGUCAAAGAUUUCCCAGAAGUCACUGACCAGAAGCUGCGUCCUCUGUAUGAGCUGGUGAAGGAGGUGGAGUGUGCCGGUUUGAGGAAGCUCCACCUGAAGAGAGCCACAGAGGAGUACCUGGCGGAGGAGCAUCCCUGUCACUGCCGGCCCUGCCAGAACAACGGCCAGCCGCUGCUCACGGGCACCGAGUGUCGCUGUGUCUGCCGGCCGGGAACGUCAGGAAAAGCCUGCGAGAGGGGAGCUGUGAUUGGAGAACAAGCAGGGGUGAUUCACGGCAGCUGGAGCUGCUGGUCCUCCUGGGGAUCCUGCUCUGGACAUCAAAGGUCAAGGACCCGAAGCUGCGACAACCCCGCCCCCAGCAGAGGUGGCCAACACUGCACUGGACUGCAGGUGGAGCACAAGCCUUGUGAGGACGCAGACAUCCAGUACUUACAGAUGAUGGAGCCUCAGUGCUUCAGUCUCUCUGUGACUCCACCAAAGACAUGUGGGCCACCUCCAAGCCUCCGGAACGGAUUCAUUCAGAAUCCCAGAGAUUUUUACCUGGUUGGCAACACGGUGGAGUACUCCUGCAUAGACGGUCAUUAUCUGAGUGGAGACGCUUUGGCUGAAUGCACUGAAAACCAGACGUGGAGGACGGGAGCGAUGGUUUGUAAAAGUUCCACAUGCGGGAUUCCUCCACUCAACAGUGAACUUGUAGCCACACCCACCAAAGAAGCCUAUCAGAUUGGAGAGCGAGUGUCCCUGUCCUGUCCUGCAGGGUCUCUGCUGGAUGGGGAGGUGUCAGAGACCAUGUGCAGCUCCAGCCUGCAGUGGUCUCCGUCUCCAGCCAGCGUGCUCUGCAAAGCUGGGCCCACAGCUCCCUCGCCUCCAGCUGGCCUGAAGUGUAAGCUGUGGGAGAAUGUGGGAAAAACUGAGUGUGUGUGUAAGAUGCCAUUCCAGUGCUCGACCUCUUUGCAGUUGUGUGCCAAACUUGGCUCGAGCCAAACCCGUUUACUUGAAGUGUGUCAGCUUGGAGCUCUGCGGUGUAUGGGGCGGACCUUCACGCUGGCCGGUGACAGCGAGUGUGACUGGCCUGACAAGACGUCCACGUCCUGCGAGGACUGCCACCCGGGGACAAUCUGUCAGGAAUCAGUGGGACAAUGCGUGUGUCAGAACAUGUCAGAAUGCCCUGAAGACUCUGCACCCCUGUGCGCCAGCUCGGGUGUUGGCAGCGUUGCCAGGACGAUGAGCGAAUGCGAGGUUGGGGCCAGAAGGUGCGCCGGGGAGCAGGUCAACGUGAUCAGUAUUGAGGCUUGCCCAGAGUAAAGAUGGCUGUAUUUUACUGAACCGUCUCACAAUGUACAUAAAAGAAGAACUUGUGCUUUUUUAGUGACUGAAGUGUAACUAGGGAAAACUAUUUGAAUGAUGUAAAUAUGUUCCUCUGUGGUGUCUUUUUUUAGUUGUCAUGGAGGACUGAUGACAAACAACAUUUGAAUGUAAAGUAGACAUAAGAUUCAUGAAUAAAUGCUAAAUGUGGAUUGUUUUUGUUAUAGGAAGUUAAUAAAACACUUUUC